CAAUUCGUCCAGUGAAGAGUGGGGUUCCGACGACAGGAGGCGCCCUCGGCAAUCGGCAGGUGCCUCGAAGCCUUACUGUAAUCUUCAGUGUAAGGACCAAUGCAGCAGCUAAGCUAGUCUCUUCCUCUUGGGUUCGUAGCAACUCCGACAGCACAUAGGUACAUUAUUCUCGUAGGUUUGGACCUUGAACUCGAACUAGGCCAGGGUAAGUAGGGUGCUUAGGUACGCACUCAGUGAUAAGGUGCUGGAAAGGAAUCACGUGCCACCACAGCCAGCCUUUAGAACCCCGCGCUACAAUUCUUACCGCCAAAAAAAAAGUUUUGGGCCCGUGGAGAACUUCUGGAGGUUACCAGAAGCAAAGCAAUGGGGAAGCUCAAGUCCAACAAGCGUAAUAGCGCUGCAACAGGCUCAAACCCCUACUCUAAAGCCAAAGCGCAAGCUGCCUCUAAUAAUGUCUUCAAAUUUAACACAAACGUCGGCCAGCACAUCCUAAAAAAUCCAGGCGUCGCAGAGGCCAUCGUUGCAAAAGCACACCUGAAGCCCACGGAUACGGUCCUUGAGGUUGGCCCUGGCACAGGCAACCUGACGGUGCGGAUACUGGAGAAGGCGAGGAAUGUUAUAGCUGUGGAGUUGGACCCUCGUAUGGCAGCUGAAGUUACAAAGCGAGUGCAGGGGAAACCUGAGCAGAAGAGAUUAGAGGUUUUGCUCGGAGAUGUAAUCAAGACUGAGCUGCCGCCAUUCGAUGUCUGCAUAAGCAAUACCCCGUAUCAGAUUUCUAGUCCUUUGGUUUUCAAACUCCUGGCCUUACCCAAUCCUCCCCGGACAUCGAUCCUCAUGUUUCAACGAGAAUUCGCACUUCGGCUUACCGCCAGACCUGGUGAUCCAUUAUACUGCCGAUUAUCUGUGAACGUCCAAUUCUUUUCCAAGAUCACGCACAUAAUGAAGGUAGGGAAGAACAAUUUCAGGCCCCCGCCACAGGUGGAAUCUUCCGUUGUGCGGAUAGAACCGAAGAUGGGCGCAGAGCGGCCUGGCGUGAGCUGGGAUGAGUGGGAUGGUAUGUUGCGGAUUUGCUUCGUACGAAAGAACCGGACUAUGAGGGCAAGUUGGCUGGGUACUAAGGAAGUUCUGGCGAUGAUUGAACGGAACUACAAAGUCUGGUGUUCCGCCAAUCAGAUAGCUAUCGAUGACACAGAACUAGCAGAAUACGAAGACAUGGAAAUUGAUGGAGGGGAAGAACAGGAUGAAUGGGGAGGUAUCAUGGAGGGUGAUGAGGAGGAUGAUACACCAGCCUUUUUCAAAGAAGAGGCAGAGCGUUUAUCGAAGGAGGAUGGGGCCAAGACAAAGAGUAGGAAGAAGAAGACCAGAGUUGCGGUGUUAGUCAAGGAGAAGAUCCGUAAGGUCUUGGAGGAUGUGACCGAGUUGGCAGACAAGAGAGCUGGCAAAUGUGAUGAAAAUGACUUCCUACGGCUUUUGUCUGCCUUUAACGAAGAAGGUAUACAUUUCGCCUGAGCAGGAGUAUGGAUUCUAUCGAUUAUUUAGCAAGGCGUUCAAGUCAUACAAUCCGAUGGGCUGCUGCCAGGGUUGACAUUUCGCCUUGUGCUUCCAAUACGGAGUAAGGUACCUACCUGCCUAGGUAGGUAAUGAGAGCAAUUGGCAAUGGUCGAUUGAGGCACGUGUAGAAGGUCAACACUAGGUACCCAAGGUACCCAAGGUACCUACUCCGGGAGGCAGGAAGUCCACAACAAUCGAACUUAUAGCACGUAGCAAUCAGAAUCGUAACUCCUCUUACAGGGAGUUUAAAGUAG
Messenger RNA from Cadophora gregata, 1805 nucleotides. It is a transcript of the gene DIM1, whose product is annotated as Dimethyladenosine transferase. Gene Ontology annotation, cellular component: mitochondrial matrix. The record is from RefSeq and is a predicted model, not a curated record. Gene Ontology annotation, molecular function: rRNA (adenine-N6,N6-)-dimethyltransferase activity. Bases 364 to 1509 code for a protein of 381 amino acids. Gene Ontology annotation, biological process: rRNA methylation. The transcript has 5 exons. Lineage: Eukaryota; Fungi; Ascomycota; Leotiomycetes; Helotiales; Ploettnerulaceae.